CAGCUGCGGGGCAUUAUGGGGCGGAGAUGGCAUUCUAGUACACACACGGACAGACGACGGCGAAGCGAGGCUAGCGCGAGAGCUGUAACACACCUGCGAGCGGACACAGAUCUCGAUUAAAGGCGCGCGAGCGAGCUACGGUGUCCUGCAGACGGCAGUCGACGCUCGGAUUCUGGUGUCAUGGCCCAAAAUGAUUUGAUGAGCAACGCGGAGGACGUGGCGGAUCAGUUUCUCCGAGUGACGAAGCAGUACCUGCCUCACAUAGCGCGUCUGUGUCUGAUUAGCACGUUCCUGGAGGAUGGCAUUCGCAUGUGGUUCCAGUGGAACGAGCAGAAAGAGUAUAUCGAGACGACGUGGGGAUGUGGCUUCUUCCUGGCCACGCUGUUCGUGUUAAUGAACUUGCUCGGACAGCUGGGCGGUUGUAUUCUGAUCCUGAGCAGGAAUUUUGUGCAGUAUGCCUGCUUUGGGUUGUUUGGAAUCAUCGCCUUACAGACUGUCGCCUACAGCAUUCUCUGGGACCCAAAGUUUUUGAUGAGGAACCUGGCUCUGGGGGGAGGUCUGCUGCUGCUGCUUGCGGAGUCGCGCUCCGAGGGCAGGAGUAUGUUCGCUGGGGUUCCCACCAUGAGAGAGAGCUCUCCUAAACAGUACAUGCAGCUGGGGGGCAGAGUCCUGCUGGUGCUUAUGUUUAUGACGCUGCUCCACUUCGACACAAGCUUCCUUUCGAUCUUGCAGAACCUGGUGGGCACAGCUCUCAUUGUUCUGGUAGCGAUCGGUUUCAAGACUAAACUAGCUGCCCUGACACUGGUCAUCUGGCUGCUGGCUAUCAAUGUGUACUUCAACGCUUUCUGGACCAUACCAGCCUACAAGCCCAUGCACGACUUCCUCAAGUACGACUUCUUCCAGACCACGUCGGUGAUCGGAGGCCUUCUGCUGGUAGUAGCACUAGGUCCGGGUGGAGUGUCCAUGGACGAGAAGAAGAAAGAGUGGUGAGACGGGACUGAACUCAAAACGGCUCACUCGGUAGUUUGCCCUUUGGCAACAGCUUUCACACAAAGCAGGUACACUACUUAGGGAGGAAAGAGCCAAUCACAAACACCCCAGGACCAACAGAACGACCCGCUCUCCACAUCUCAUGCACUGUCUGUGUUUUCAUCUUGCGUGCUUACUGAAUCAUUUUCACCAGCACUUUUAGACAUAUUAGUUUGUCAUAUUUAUUUUCUAAGGUUCGGGUCAGAUUCUGUUAUUUGAGAACCCCACUGAAAAUCAGAAGCAUACGUGUUAUAAAAGCUAAAACCAUGUUGAAAAGAUAACUAAAUUGAUCUCCUUUGCCAUCUUUCUCUGCCUUUUUAUUUCGGUGCCAAUUGCAAAUCAGCAAACCAAAGACAUAUCCAUCUGAUAAUAUGUCCUUCUUCUUUUAAGUUCAAGUCAUUUAAUUGAUUGUCAUUAAUUUGAAGUAAAAUGGAAAGUCAAUUUAUUUCAUUUUAUUAUUUUUUUGGGGUCGUCAGUCAUGCUCCACGGGCUGUCUCCGAGCUGGAUUUCAACUGAUAUAUUGUUGCGGUGUUAAACUUUUGCACACUGGCUAUCACAAACGUGUCGAUCUCUCCGUGUCAACGGGCUAAACAAGUUCAAGAAGAUUUCACAAAGAGAAAUUCUUAUUCGUGGAAUAUUUUCUACCAUUUCAAAGUAGUUAAAUGUAAAGACAAAGUUUAAUGGUCAUUAUGAAGAGCGUUUCAUUCCAUUCUGAAGAUUAAUUUGGCUUCUCAUGUCUGUGUAAGGAGCUAUUAGUUUAUUAGCGUGUUCGCUGUCUAUCGUCAGGUCACUUUGAAGUUUACAAAAAGUGAAUUAUAGUGUUUCUCAACAAGCAGAGAGUGAGAUGACUAUUGAAACCCUGUGGUUUGUCAGACUCAGUGUUUAUCCUCUUUGUAAGAAAAUAGAAAGAAAUGACAAAAAUAUUGGUUUUCUAAGUGUUUUAAAUCUGUUUUGACAUAUAAAGGGAAAAGAAAAA
Puntigrus tetrazona (Sumatra barb) is the source of this 2005-nucleotide messenger RNA. RefSeq names its product surfeit 4, like (gene surf4l). Gene Ontology annotation, cellular component: endoplasmic reticulum; endoplasmic reticulum-Golgi intermediate compartment; membrane. The record is from RefSeq and is a predicted model, not a curated record. The coding region runs from base 181 to 990 and encodes 269 amino acids. The transcript is spliced from 6 exons. Gene Ontology annotation, biological process: Golgi organization. NCBI's taxonomy places the organism in Eukaryota, Metazoa, Chordata, Actinopteri, Cypriniformes, Cyprinidae.